AUGGAGGUGGUGGGAGAGAGGAGGGCUCUGGCCAAACUGUCGUCUAUCAUGGAAAACACCUCCCACCCUCCGCAUCAGACUGUGAACUCCUUAAGAAGCACCUUCAGCAACAGACUGGCUGAAGGCGUCACUUGGCAUCCAUCAAGGAGCUGUCUGUUCUUCUUACUGCAUGAAAGGGACCAGAGUGGAAGCUUAGAGAGGAAAAGGUCAGCACUCCUCAGUCACUCACCUGGUCCAUGCACUUGUCCUAAAGGCUCUUUUAUGCUCAAAACAUCCAUACCCAAGAACCAGCAUGAGGAGCUGCUGCAACGCCGAGCUAAGGAGUUCCAAAGAUACAAAGCCAGGACAUCAUCUGUACUAUCCAGACUGCUGUUUGCUUUGCCAAACUCCCCUCUGAAAUAUCCUAUCCAGGGUUAUACAGUGCGGCCGUUGACAGCCACUCUCAUACCGGGUUUAGGGAUUUAUGCAGGAGAAAGAAACAGCUACAAGGUGUCCCUGAGUGUGUCCAAAGGCGUCCUGACCACAGAGACUCCAGCUGAAGGAGUGACAGUGAAAGGUGCUGGUGAGAAGGAACUGAUCCUUGAGUCCAGCAGUCUGGUGAUCCUCAAUGACCUGCUGACCAAAGUGUCCUACGCCAGCACUGUCUACUCUAUAAACACUGGAGAUCUGGUAACUUUCCAGUUUGAAAACCACACGGCUGUGUUUCCCAUUGCAAUCAAACAACCUCGCCUGCCAGUCCUGUACGACAUGGGAACAGACAUCAGCUCUCAAGUCACCAUCACCACUAAGACCUUCCUGCGUUAUGACAAACUGAACGUUCUGUUGAAAAGCAUCCGACGAUUCUACAGAAACAUUACAGUCAUUAUUGCUGAUGACAGCUUGGAACCAGAGAAAGUUACUGGAGAAAACAUCCAGCAUUACAUCAUGCCUUCAGCAAAGGGCUGGUUUGCUGGCAGGAAUCUGGCAAUCUCCCAGGUAACCACCAAGUACUUUGUGUGGGUGGAUGAUGACUUUCAGUUUACGAAGGACACAAAAUUGGAGAAGUUUGUGGAGGUGAUGGAGGCGAUCCCUGAACUGGAUGUGGUUGGUGGAUCUGUACGAAGGGACCAGUUUAGUUUUAUUCUUGAGUAUGAGGAAGGAGAGGAAAUGGAUGGUGGCUGCCUGAAGCGGAAAAUGACAAACUUCCAUCCACUGCCUGGUUACCCACAAUGCUCUCUGGCCAGUGGCGUGGUCAACUUCUUCAUGGCUCGUACAGAUUCAGCCCUAAAGGUGGGAUUUGAUCCAAAGCUCUUGCGGGUAGCACAUUCAGAGUUUUUUAUGGAUGGCCUGGGCUCGCUGCUGGUUGCCUCAUGUCCUGAUGUGCGCAUUGAGCAUCAGCCCAAAACAAGACUAAACAAGGAUCCUCUCUACAAACGCUUCAGAUACCCUCAAAGGGAUGACACUAUGUACAAACUGCAGCUUCACUUCUUCAAAAACCACCUAAAGUGUGUAAAAUAUUGA
Molecule: messenger RNA, 1500 nt
Organism: Acanthochromis polyacanthus (spiny chromis)
Lineage: Eukaryota; Metazoa; Chordata; Actinopteri; Pomacentridae
Product: beta-1,4 N-acetylgalactosaminyltransferase 1-like
Exons: 12
Coding region: 1-1500 (499 amino acids)
Biological process (GO): UDP-N-acetylglucosamine metabolic process; UDP-N-acetylgalactosamine metabolic process
Cellular component (GO): Golgi membrane
Molecular function (GO): hexosyltransferase activity
Source: RefSeq, a predicted model, not a curated record